Molecule: messenger RNA, 4702 nt
Organism: Cephus cinctus (wheat stem sawfly)
Lineage: Eukaryota; Metazoa; Arthropoda; Insecta; Hymenoptera; Cephidae
Product: TWiK family of potassium channels protein 18-like
Exons: 5
Coding region: 1599-3047 (482 amino acids)
Biological process (GO): stabilization of membrane potential; potassium ion transmembrane transport
Cellular component (GO): membrane
Molecular function (GO): potassium ion leak channel activity
Source: RefSeq, a predicted model, not a curated record
CGAGUUUAGAGCCUUACAACCCUUACCAGCCAUCUCCCUCCUACCUCCUCGUACUCCGUCCUCUCGAUUUUCCAUCCUAUACAGCCCAUUCGCCUGCAGUGAUAAUUUAUCAGCUCCCGGGGGAAUAGGACCGUCCACGAUACCCGGGACGAUAUCCAAGCCUGAACCUGAACUCCUUGCGGAAGAUUGGCCUGUCCUCUUACUACGAAUCCGCCAAUGUCUCCUCUCGAUCUCACGCGAUUUCCCUUCUCGGUACUAUCCCCUAGCUUUGCGAAAUAGUCCCCAGGGACUUAAGGAGCGCACACACUGCAGAGGAACCAUCUACCGGCAUGAGCGAUUGAAGGUGGCCUCCACAUGGUGGUUAGAGUUGCUGAGGGAUUCUGUGAGUGGGAAGGAGAUCAAGUUGUAGGAGGAAUGGUGCGCUUCGGGCACGUCGCGACGCAUGCGUUGCUAGUCGAUUUUGCGCGAUUGUGCUGCCCCCUCUGCAAGUACGGGGUGCGACCCUUCUCGACAGUCUGCCUGGAGCCUGGCACGUCGACUCCUCGUCCUCAUCGCCGUUCUCGUCCCGACGCUCGCUGUCGCUUCUAUUACAAGUAUUAUUUUUAAUUUCCCUUAUAGAGCCGCACUGAAAAUUUCACUGGCUAAAGUGUACCUGGACUCCUUUGCGACCUUCACGUCAUCGCAGUGGGCAUCCUGGAGUGCAGCACGAGAACUACCUCAUGCAGAGGAUCCUCGUUCAUGGUGUCCCGGUCGUGCCGGAUCUGAUGCGAGGAUCAAGAAGUCGCGGUGUUGUCGGGUCGACGCGGUUUCGCGAGUGUUCGUGACCACCUUUACGGAGCAUCCCGACGCUCAAUUGGAGGCUGCCUCCUUAGGAUCGACCUUGAGGAACACAAGUAGAGUGCAUCUAAUGAAGAUGUUCCUCAAGAGCAUCUGGUACGCUGGCUCAUCCUAAGACUAAUGGGACCACAGACUCUGCAGGAACUGACUGGACAGAAACGACUCUGGGAACCGAAGGCACGUCGCAGACUCCUCGAGGACGUCUUCCCCAGCUUCCCUGACGGACAAGCAUCAAGGUAGAUUCGUGAGACAGAAGUCCAAGAUCUGUAUCAGGAAGACGUUCACGACCUCCAGGACUCGGGAAACUCUCGUACGAAGGUCUUCGCCAACGGCGGCUACUCCACAUCGAUCGCCUCGAGCGUAAACAUUUUUUUAAUAGCGUACCCACCAGGUACGCGUUUACGCAUGCGAGGGGUCGGAGUGACACCGGGAACGCCAAGAUUUACGAUUUCGAAUGCCAGGGUUAAAGGAUUCGUCGACGCCGAGUGACGCUAAGGGACCUCGAGGCACUUACCGAAGUUCACGGCGUCGCGACGCCAUGUACCCUAAGAAUCCUUGGAACGAUCCAAAGCAUCCCAUGAGAUAGACUCCGACCUAGGUCAUCCUCGUGACUCGGGACUCCUCUUGAAGAUAACACAAAACAAGUCUGGAUCCAAUCGAAGAAUCAGAACCAGCCUGUACUUCCGGUCGAGUGAUAUCGUCCAGCGAUGAGGAAGGUGAACGAGCGCCAGGAUAGGACGUAGUAAGAGGCGACUGGAACGAUGCAGAGCAGGAACCCCGGCAGCUAUUAUCAGAGACGAUGCUGCCCAGCACGUGGACCGGAUGGACCACCGUCAUCGGCGAGGGGCGCGGAGCUGCUCUGCUGCUGCUGCAGCUGCAACACGACGACCUCAUCCGCACCAGGACUCUUGGCUAGCAUCGGAGUCUGCGUCCUGGUACUCGGUUACACUCUGCUUGGCGCCUUUGCCUUUAUGGCUCUCGAGGGAGGUCUCAAGUCGGAACCACCGACCGUCGUUGGUGGCAGUUCCAAGGUCCCCCGGGAACCGGGAUCACGUUUAUCAAACGAGGAUGAGAGUGCAGCUAUGGAACUUCGUGCCCGCACUGUCGAGAAACUCUGGAUCAUCACCGAAGAUCUCAAUGUCCUCUACAAGGAGAAUUGGACCAGACUAGCUGCUAGGGAAGUCCUGGAAUUUCAAGAGAGCCUGGUACGAGGUCUUUCCCAGACACCACCGUCAAUUUAUAAGAGUUUACCACCUCAGCCACCACCCCCCUCACCACCUAGGCAUCGCGGGGUCGGUUUUGAUCAGGAACGACGUAAUCAUGCACGUCGCUGGACCUUCAGUAGCAGUCUUCUCUAUUCUCUUACUCUCAUCACUACCAUAGGAUACGGAAGCGUCGCGCCACGGACCGUUUGGGGUCGUCUGAUCACGAUAGUCUACGCUCUGGCUGGAAUCCCUCUGAUGCUGGUCUAUCUGAGCACCGUCGGCGACGUCCUCGCACGUAGCUUCCGCAGACUCUACGCGCGCCUCUGCCGUCCACGCAGUUGCACCAGGAAGUCAUCGGGUAUCGGCGGCAAGGCUUAUCGUUAUGACAACCACGUGGAGAGCAAGGCCAUCGCCGGAAGCUUCUAUCCUAAUUGUGGAAGCGAGGGACUUCAGGCUGCUACUAGUUCGACUGCGCUUCAGGAUAGCGGAAGUGGGAAGAGGCACUUUCAUCCUUGCUCGUUGUCCUUGUCCCCGUCGCCGUGUCCGGAUGCUGUGAGGAUACCGAUCAGCCUCUGCCUCGCCAUCAUCAUCGUGUACAUAUGCGGCGGGGCUGUGAUGUUUAACCGACUGGAAGGCUGGAGUCUUCUAGAGGGUAGUUACUUCUGCUUCACGAGCCUUGGUACCAUUGGCUUUGGCGACCUUGUGCCAGGUGGUCGUAACGCUCCCUCGGCCACCCUGGAGGAACUGAGUCUCUGCGCGUGUUCCCUGUACAUCCUGGCCGGGAUGGGUCUGAUUGCAAUGUGUUUCAACCUAGUGCAAGAAGAGGUAGUGCGCGUUGUGAAGGUCUUUGGUAGAUUGUGCGGCGUUGGCAUGGGGAGUGCCGGUAUGAGUGGUAUGGGGAAUGGUCCAGGAGGUAAAGUCGACGCGGAAGGUGACGGAGGCUCAAAUGAUUCAAGACUUUCCGAGGAAGAAGCCAUCGCCAUGUCAGUUGUGUCAGCUUCCUGACAGCACGCGAGGGCCACGUCCGGCCACGACGCUAAACUUCUUGGCCACUCCCAUCCUCUAAACAGCGCCAUUAAACUCUCGCCAGGACAUCACUCGUUACCUAGAAAGAAGAUGCCUCCAGACUGCAGAAAUUCCCACUUCCAACGUGGACAACCACUCAGGCGAAGUGGCGGACCGGCCAUGUCUCCGGAGGAGGGUUCACUUCACUUUGAGUACUUUGUCCCGAGGAGCGUCAGCGAGUUUAAUCUCGCGGCAGCCGCAGUAACGGAUAUAGCAGUACCUCCACCACCUCCAGCAUCGGCUCUCAGAACAAACUCGAUGGCCUCUUCUGGUACGAUGACGCAGAACGCAGUGGGCAAUGCUGCCGUCGGAGUACCUCCGGCCCUCAGACCACCAUCCGCACCCAGUGCUCUCGUUCCUGGCACUCAGACUCGUCUCAUGGACGUAACCGCAGCAACGACGAGAAGCCGGGAGAAGAUGGUCACCUUCGAGGAUGAGGGGAUUCCCGGUUCGACCCCUACAAGAAAGAAUCUCGCGGGCCUCGAGGAUGUCUUCAUGUGACGCUGUAGUCCUGGCUGAACGAGGAGGAACGCUGGGCGCCUAAGGACUCGCAGUCCUCGAAAUCCAACCCCAUGGAAUUGAUCCCAGACACGAGAGGACGAGCCAUCGUGUCAUCAUUGCCUCUCCUCCUGAUCCUCAUCCUCAUCUUCCUUUUUCCAAUUGUCUUUCCACCGUUUCUCUCUUAUCAGUCUCUGUCUCAAUAUCCUUCUAACCGAAAAUCUUGAUCGAGGAAACCUACAACGCCUUCGUGCGACCGCAGCGCUGCCCCCGCUCCGAGUGGCCAGUGUACGAACUAAUAUGAAUGUAAUCAACAUUGAAAUCGACCCUCGCUAAAUGACUUUUCUUCACGAGGAUUCGGCUGGUGGUGACUGACUCAUAGGUUGUUCCUUCCAGCAAUGGAUAUUAAUUAUACGCCCAUGCAACAUAUGUAAUUGGAAGGAUGUAUGUUAUACAUAUUUCGAGGACGCGUGUACGUAUUCAAUGACGAUAUACACGGAUUCAAUUCAAGAGUCUUCGUUCCUUUAUCGAGACCGCCGAGACCUGCUGGAGAGAUGUAUUUUUCAUUUGUACAUUAUAUAUAAUAUAUCCAUUUGAAACGAUCGUAAUAGAGACGUACCAGCGGUCGGUAAUACAGAUAUUGACAGUGCAUCCAAGUGUCUCUGCGAUUCGUUCAAAUCUAUACACUUGUGACUGCAUCAGAUUAAUUAAGAGUGCAAAUAAGAGAGAAAGAGAGCAUAGAAGCUAGAAUGCCCGCGGUAUUCAAACUCACCAGGCCUAAAAGGAUCCGCCAUGUCCUAGUGGCGCCACCUGACACCGAUGAAAUUCCGUUUGGUUUUUUUUUUAAACUGAUGACACUAUAUAACUAUGUAUACUGUAUAAUUCAGAGCGCGAAUCAUGAAGACUAGACUAGGCUCUAGUCUUCAUGACAAAUAGCAUCGCCAUUGUCAUUUUCAUUGCCAUCGCCAUCGUUCUCAUGAUACGCUCAUUGCUGACUACUAUUAUAACAAAUUAUUCUCAUUGUUGUACAAUGUAAAGAGCCAAGUAAAGUUUUUGCGUCAGAGUGAAAAAAAAUACACGUUCCUCAUUUCAGCAUU